Messenger RNA from Dermacentor silvarum, 4985 nucleotides. RefSeq lists its product as uncharacterized. The coding region runs from base 3172 to 4089 and encodes 305 amino acids. The transcript has 2 exons. The record is from RefSeq and is a predicted model, not a curated record. NCBI's taxonomy places the organism in Eukaryota, Metazoa, Arthropoda, Arachnida, Ixodida, Ixodidae.
AAAAGUCCCUCUGCAGGACUCCAGGAACGCCAGCGCGGGCGGCGCGAAUGAUGUUGAACUUUUCUUGGUUUUCGUUGAAGCUCGAGGUGUACCAGUUAAAGUAAUCCAUGGACAAAGUUUCUCAACUGCUUUGCUUCUGUACUUCUGUGCUAGCAACGAUGACCGCCCUGCCGCAGUCUUAUUGUUAUGAUCGACGUGGUCAUCCCUCAAAACGCUUGAAAGCACGUGUUAAACAAACGCAGGCAGAUAAAAUUCGUCAACUUAACUCUAGCGCACGCUUCUGCCGUGUUCAACAAACUCGGGGUGUCUGCUACAGAUUUCCCUGCCUCUAUCGGAAGCCAGGAGACGAGUCUGUGCUACUUAGGACGUGUGCAGCAUGCGAGCCACAUCGGUGGGAUCAAGUGAAUGUAAGUUCUUUGUGGUCGCCCAAUUGAGGUGAGUGCUUUCACCAACAAAGGCUGGAAGCGGGGACUCCUAAGCUUGUCAAGCACUAUUUCUGUUGUAAGCACAGCAUUUGCAACAAGUUCACACGGAAACUUCAGCCCGCCCCUCGUCACACUCAUAACUAGGACAUUUUUACCAAUGUCUACCCCUGCAUCAUCCAUCACAAGGUUUUCUUUGCACGACUGACACAGCUUCUUUAGUGCUGCAUGAGCACAGUAACCUGAAACAUGGGUUACAGUUGGAAGCCUUGCCACUUUUUUUUUUUUUUCAAUAUCGGUAACUGCGACAUCAAACUGGCACUAAUGGCAGGGACACUGCACAGCACGUCAAUAAUCUGGCAACUCGAGCAUUUUCUACAACCGAAGCUUUGUCUCUUGACUCGUAAAUCUGUCUUAUUGACAUAUGAUAGUUGCAGGGUUCGUACAGGUUGAAAAGAAGGAAAUUCCAGGGUUUUUAAGGAAUUUCAAGCUCCCCAUGGAGAAUUUUUCAAUGCCCUCUUUUAGGGUCCUUAAGCCCAUACUAUAUGUAAAAGUUCUUAAAAAAUGUUUGCUUAUUUUGAAAACAUACAUACAAUUCAUAAAGACGAAAAGAAGGGAAGAAGGCGAUAGGUAGAAGAGAAGGAAGCUAAGGACGACAGAUCACAGACUUAAGUAUAACAAAAACAAAAAAUAGAGUACAGUGGGAUGACAAGAAAAAAUUUUUGUUGUUAGUGCAGGUUGCACUAACUACAAAAGAAUACCAUAAGAAAGCGAGAUUUUUCGCUCGCAAUGAAAAAGUACGCUACAAAUGGGAAAUCGAAUUCGGACAGCGCGAUGAGUCGGAUCACUUCAAAAAACAAUGCUGCAAGAAAGUCGGACAUUUUUAUUGCACAAAGCGAACAAGCAAAAUUACGUUUAUCACACGCAUAAAACAAGAAAUAGUAGUCUUAUAAAAUUGUUCAUAUUGCACUAAAGGUUUGGCACACAAAACAGUAUAUAUUGGUCGAUCUUGAGAGCAAUAAGCUAAUAAUGUUCGUGUAGCCAUUACUCAACCAGUACAUUCUUUUAACAUCAACGGCCUAGCUAGAACACAUCGGUUUCGAGCUGCCACCGAAACAUACGAUGGAGAGAUGCAGCGAACACUGGCUAGCUGUGGCGCCUGUACUAAUUUCAGAAAAAGGAGAUAUCGCUGCAUAUGCACGAGAGAUGUGAAAAGGGCUACCACCAGAGAAAGACGAACCGAAAAGGCACUGCAAUGUGUGGGAAUGAGCGUCUACAGCUUGCGCGGAACACAAUGCAGAGAUAGCAUGCACGCAUGAGAGCGCGGUGCGCUGUUCACGACGGGCCAGAAGCCUUCAGGGGACACACACAAAAUUUUCAGAUGGUCUGGCGCUGCUCGUAUUGCACCACCUCGCAAGGUGGAACGGUGCUUUAUAACCUUAGAAGAUAACGCUAGAAGUAAUGGUGAUCGGUGGACCGUAGCCAGUUGGCUGAGGGAGAGCUCUGUUCGAUUCGUCUACACCACUUAAACCCAGUUCACGGUGGUGCACGGCGACUUCCGCACUUUUGCAGCGCCAGUUCAGUGGUGCAGCUGCAGCGCGACACUAGCACCACGGAAAAAAGAAUGCCAAGGUGCAGGUGUUGUGCAGUCCUUCUGUGUCGUGUCGCCCAUUGUUUAUGCGCCGGUGAAUUUGCAGGUAACUUGUGUUAAUUGCGUUGCACUGUUUGUGGUUGUCAUAGAAAAAAUUGUUCAUAUCUGUUUUGUGUGUGUGUGAGCAUCGCUGCUGCACUGAACGACGACGAUGAACUGUGCCACACUGUCAACUCUCGUUCAAGUAGCCAUGGACCUUGUGGACUCGAACAGUGAAGAGGAGUUCAAUGACUUGUACCCUAGUUACACGGGCGUGCUAAUCGGAGUUAAGACGCACCUCAGUUAACCGGACUGAACUAUGGUUACCGUCAACUACAGUUGACAUAUGUUACACGGGAAAACCUGUCCUCAGAUAGAGCUGUUAAGCAGGUCACGUGAUACUCAGUACUGUGAAUGAAAAAAUAAUUCUUUAGCUGUUCUUUCUAAUUAUUUUGACAAAAAAAGUAUCUUCUUUAAAAUAUACCCGUCGUGUUAGCAUCUGCGCUGUCUGAGCAUACUGAUUCAAUUGCUUUUGCGGUGUUUGGCAGCAGCCAGAGCCAGUCAGCCAAUGCCUGGCCAAGUCUAGUUUGCGGUUGGUACGAAAGCCAAGACAAUCCAUUGCUCGAUUGGGAUUUUUGCAGAGUGCGCUGGUGGAUUAGCUGUGAUCCCUGUUAUUGGUUCGUUGCUUUUCUGUUUUUGGCGAGACUGUAUGGUAUUGCUUCGUUUUUUUUUAUUUGUCGUUUCUGCCAGCUUUGAUCUGGUGACGCGAAGUGCGAACUGUGCGAUGUCCAUGAGCAAGCGUUAAUCGUGUGACGGGGACGAAGACCUCGACGACUUUUUCAUUAUGUUUGCCGCUCAACGAACAGUGCUGCACGCCAAGCAGAUGGAAGUGCUCCGUGUAAUACAAUACAUUGAGGUACUUGAACAGGAAAGAGAGAACGCUGAAAUGCAGUGUCGUCAACUCGUCGCCACGGCUGUUUGGUUUUGUUCCCGUGAGCGGCAUGUGGUGGUCUGAUUCACGUGGUAUGAAGAAACGCUCCCGCACUUUCCCGAGAGUGUAUUCAGGGAAAACUUUCGACUCAAUAGGUGCACGUUCCGAUAUAUUGUGAGUGUGUGCAAAUGAGCAUGCGCCGAGCCAUCCCUUUGGAGAAGCGCGUGACGAUUGGGUUGUAUCGGCUGGCUAUAUCCGCCGAAGACAGAACUGUGGCCAAUCUCUUUGGCAUCAGCCGUUUGUCGGUUAACAUAAUAUUCCGUGAGUUCCGCAGUGUUGUUGUGCGACGCCUAGAACCGUGGUACGUGCGUUUCCCUUCAGCACAAGGGCUGGCAGAGCACCUGCGUCAGUUCACCGCUGUUGCAGGGUUUGCUCAAGGAAUUGGCGCCCUGGAUGGCUGUCAUAUUGAAGUCUGCCCUCCGAAAGAACACGCUGCCGACUACUUCAACUAUAAGGGGUGGUACAGUACCAUUCCUCUCGCUGUUGUUGAUCACCACUACAGAUUUAUGUACACGAACGUUGGGUCACCGGGUCGAAUACAUGAUGCAGCAGUGUUCGAGCGGUCACGUUUGCCAAGUGUACUGAGCAGCAAUUUGUUCAGAUUGAAUGGCAAAUUAGUUGAAGGGAUAUCGGUUGGGCCUGUUCUUUUGGCUGACCAGGCCUUCCCUCUGCAGCCUCAUUUGAUGAAACCUUUCCCAAGGCCAGGUCCCACUGGCUCAGUAUCGCAUGUUUUCAAUUACAAUCUGUCAUGUGCUAGACGUAUUGUGGAAAAUGGCUUCGGGCGACUGAAAGCGCGGUUUCGAAUCAUGCAUAAGGGCCUGGAAUGUGAUAUUGACAACGUAAACUGCAUCAUCCGUGCUUGCUGUGUUCUGAACAACACUUGUGAGCAGCUGACCAAUCACUGUGAUGCAAGCUGGAUUGAAGUUGCGCGUAGUGAAGAUGCAAGGCGGGCUCAGCCAGUAUGUACAAGCAGUCGUAAUGAGCCACUAGGAGUGGAAGUGAGAGAGGCACUUGCAAAGCACAUUGCAGCACGCAGGACCACCUAAGUGUUUUAACUCCGCACAAUGCCUCAUGCACCAGCAUUGGGCAUUGACAAGCACUCCACGUAUAUGCUAUGUGCUGCACAAAUUGUAUUUUCACAGUUUGUGAGAAUUGUGCAAGACGUUGCAUGUCUACUACAAGAAAGGUCUCGCUUUCAGUGCAGUGCUCGAUGAGGAAAGUUUUCUCUCAUACAUGACAACCAUGGACAUUACUCCUUGCUUUCCAGUGUGUUAUGAACAUUAUUUAGCAUGCAGUGUAAAUGUAUUGUCUCCUUUGGUUUUCUUACACUCGCUUGUGUAUGUUUUAGUGCUGUGUACAAAAGUGACAACAAGCAGUGCAGGGUGCCUUGUGGCAGUUGCACGUGCACUUAUGACUGCACUCUUGAUAUUUUUUUGUGUUGCGUAUGACUGGUAGGCCACAGAAGGCUGGAGUGCAUGACUGCUUUUUUAUAUUCAAAGUCAAAGGCACCGGCAGAUGGAAGCAUUCUGGGGAUAAAAUUUGUAUAAACAGGGAUAAAGUGCCUCAUAAAGGCUGACUGGCGUUUCGAUAGGUGGACCUAUCUUGUUCAAAGGCUGAUUUGCACAUGGUGUGCUUUUUAUAUUGAAAGCCAGGCUUUCUUACGGAAAUAAAUACCUUCAACAGUGAAACUUUGCCUCACCUAUUAAAAGAAAAUAGCAAUAGGUCUGGUUUAGAAAUUUCGUGCAAACAAGUACAAGUGGAUGUAUGGGACAUCCAAAAUGAGUACUUUUAUGAACGAGUUUGAGGAUAGCAUAACAGAAAUAAUGUUGAUUCAGGCUUUAUUUUGCCUUGAAGCAAAAUAGCUUUUCAUCAUUUCUGCCAUAUUCUUAUUGAUGUUAUUUGCCUCUUUCUGGAGCUCCAGAAGCUCCUUGCGCAGCUUAAG